ACAGAUUCAGGAGGAAGUAGGCUGUAGUAGUUAUUCGGAGAUGAAGAGGUCUGCUGUUGACUGCCAUAGUACUAUAACUUCGUCAAACAAAACCAAAAAAACUCUGGUUGUCAAACCUACUCCCACAAAAUACACCACCACCACCACAAUAAAUAAAAAUCAGCUUGGAUUAAAUACAAUUAACCAAACAAUGCUUGCAUAGAUUGCCCUGUCAUGAUUCUGAUGGGAAGGUGGAUCGAUGUUAUGGUGAACAUUGUUGUUGUAAGUGGGUCCACAGCUAAAGCUGCCAUUGCUGUAGGUUGUGAGCUGCAGACAUGAUCAUUGUCGGCUGCUGGGGCAUUGUUGUGGAUCUGAUGUGCAGUUAUAGUGUGGUGUCACCGCCAGACACCACACUUGCUAGGUGGUAGCUUUUAAAUCGGCCGCGGUCCGCUAGUAUACGACGGACCCGCGUGUCGCCACAGUCAGUGAUGGCGGACCGAGCGCCGCCACACGGCAGGUCUAGAGACACUGACUAGCACUCGUCCCAGUUGUACAGCCGACGUUGCUAGCCGUGGUUCACUGAGAAUUAUGCUCUCAUUUGCUGAGACGAUAGUUAGCAUAGCCUUCAGCUACAUUUGCUACGACCUAGCAAGGUGCCGUAUUCAAUUGAUAUUGAGACUCUAUUAAUGUAUCAUCAAGAGCGAUGUUCUACAAAUGUGGAUUAAAGUUAAGUAUUCCAGAAGCUACGUACUUUUCUUUAUAGCAUUCAUUACGUAUCCUGUUUCAGACCUCAUGCCAGCCUGCGUGAGUUUAAGCGCGUGCCUUUCGUCUUCCUCUCAUUGUGUCUAGGCUGUCUUGUCUAGACACAACAUAUAGUCCUUAGAAACUGCAGUUGACAAUCUUCUAGUUAGUGGACGUUCUGAAUUCUUCGACAUAAUGGUUGUCGAUGGAUUUAAUGACUGUUCAUCACCAUCUCAUUUCUUUUUUAAUGCUUUUAUAAAUGCAGUGCUGGUAAUGGCUUUUGCACUGUCCUGUAGUCCCAUUUUUCUGGAAAUACUUAUAGAUUUGCCCUUCCUUUCAAUCAGGAAACACUUCUUAAUCCUUCAAAUUUACACAUGCAUUUGAGCAGGCUUGGGCAGCCUUUGGUGACUUGGAGCACUGAUUCUCACACUUAAGCUUGCGGGGCCAUAUCAUGAUGUCGUGCAACAGUAGCACCCCAUGUAUAUCAAAACUGUAGCAUCUGUGACAUGGAGUAACACCACUUACCCAAUGUGCCACACCAUCAAAUUGUGCCUCAAAACAUGUGUUUUUGAGAGUAGUUUCAGUUUAUGAUCACCCAGAAAACAGUGAAAUUGAUACUGCUGAGAAGAUGAAAAACUGUGAAAUGUGGCAACAUCACGUAAAUGCAACAUGGUGGAUGGACGCUAUGGACUUGGUGACUUUAAAACAAAAAAUCCUCCCAACAUGGUACCUGAUUAUCCGGGCUAUACUACAGAUUUUUUUCUGAUAAUAUGGAUCCACUUGAUGGCGACCCACUGUUGGAUCCAAGCAUCUGGGAGAAUUCAGAUUUUGAUGCAUCAACAUUACAAAUGCAGGAUACACAAAAUAGUGGAUUUGUAAACAACAUUCAAACCGGUACUUUGCCAAGUGUGUCCAGACUUGUGGGUGAUUAUAAUUUUGCAGCACUUAUAUCACCUGAUACUGGACCAGACUGCCUGUUCUCAACAGACUUGAACAAGAUUUUUGUUAAUAUCAACAAAAACAUACCAGUGCAAUUUCGACUGAUUCCUUACAGUUCGGGCCUGUACAUACGUGCUCUCGCAGUGUAUGUAAGCUCCAGUGAUCAGCAAGAGCCAGUGAUAAGAUGCAUAACUCACGUAGCAGAAGAUGAAAAGGAUGGAAAAGAUGUCAAUCUAGCAGCACAUGUACUACGCUGUGCUUCAGCAAACGGUGCUGAUUACUUCAAAAAUGCAUCCAGUGGUCGUUUUAGUGUCCGUAUUCCAGUUGAGGCCCCACAAAGUGGAAUGGAGUCUUUCAUUGUUUGCUAUAAAUUUACUUGUCUCAACAGCUGCCAGCAGCGCAAUGGCAGGCGAGGAAUGGGAAUUAUCUUUACUCUGGAAAAUGAUGUGGGAGAUGUUCUUGGGCGGCAGUUUAUGAAUGUGCGGGUUUGUAGCUGUCCAAAACGUGAUAAGGAGAAAGAAGAGAAGAAAGUGAAGGAAGGGAAGAAAAUAAAAGAAGAGAAAGUGCAUGCAACAAAGAGGCCUUUUAAAACCACAGAAUCAAAUGAACCUCCCAAAAAAGUUGUGAAACCCGAGCCAGGAGAGGCUGCAAUUGUUAAGAUACCUGUUAAAGUAUGCCACAUAAAAGAGUUGGCCAAGUUUGCUUCUGAUUUAAUAUAUAGAGAUGUGGGCAAGCAGCAGAGGCAGCUAAGUGACCAAGACAAAUCACUUCUUGCUAUAUACAACAGUAUAAUAGAGACCCCCGAAGAAGAAUUAUUGCGAAGAUUUCAUUAACUUGUGUUCUAUUCGUGUUCAAAAUAUUGUGUAUGUUCAGCACACUGUUGACAUUUUAGUGUUUCUUGGUUGUAUCCAUGACAGAUUUCUGGAAUAUUUUCAUAAUUUUGUAAUAAAAUAAAUAUUUUCAUAUUUUGAUUAUAAAUAAAAGAACAGAUGGCCUUCUUUCUUUUGAA
Messenger RNA from Schistocerca cancellata (South American locust), 2668 nucleotides. RefSeq names its product cellular tumor antigen p53-like. The record is from RefSeq and is a predicted model, not a curated record. Gene Ontology annotation, biological process: regulation of transcription by RNA polymerase II; apoptotic process. Gene Ontology annotation, cellular component: nucleus. The transcript has 8 exons. The coding region runs from base 1491 to 2492 and encodes 333 amino acids. Lineage: Eukaryota; Metazoa; Arthropoda; Insecta; Orthoptera; Acrididae. Gene Ontology annotation, molecular function: RNA polymerase II cis-regulatory region sequence-specific DNA binding; DNA-binding transcription factor activity, RNA polymerase II-specific.